Lytechinus variegatus (green sea urchin) is the source of this 4551-nucleotide messenger RNA. RefSeq names its product titin homolog. NCBI's taxonomy places the organism in Eukaryota, Metazoa, Echinodermata, Echinoidea, Temnopleuroida, Toxopneustidae. The coding region runs from base 319 to 3798 and encodes 1159 amino acids. The record is from RefSeq and is a predicted model, not a curated record. The transcript is spliced from 14 exons.
CACCAGCCAACCAUGUAGCCUGUAGGUAAUCGCCAUCUAUUGUCGAAAAAAAUGCCUGUACGGUAUACAGUAUAGUACACAGUGCAGUGGUCCAGCAGGGAAUAUGCGUCGACAGAUCCCUGCUUUUUAGACCCCCACGCUCAACCCGCCAGCCGCCUGACCGGCCGGGGCCAAUGCCAAUCAAAUCCCGAUAAGGUACGGUACUGGUCCGAAGCUGAAGUUCACGUCGAUGUCUGAUGCUGAUGUGAAGUACGUACAUGCACCUUGCCACCUUUAUUGUAGGAUUCACAACACUGGUAUUAUGAGAUUCCUAUAGACAUGGAAGGCACAGCCUUUGAUGAUGACAGGCCAAUCUAUGUGGGUCAAGUUCCGCCUGAAUUAGACACUGCCGACCAGCCUUGCACUCCCUCAGACAUUCAAGUACCAGUUGAAAACAUUCACGGAUAUCAUGUUGAAGAUGCAAGUGAAACAGGACAAGUUCCGCCUGAAUUUGACAAUGCUGCCAAGCCCUGUACUCUCACAGACAUCCAAGUACCAGUUGAAAAACCUGAUGGAUAUCAUGUUGAAGAUGCGAGUGAAACAGAACAUAAGAGAGAAGAAGAAAUAUCACUUCCUAUUGCCAAUUUAAUGAGCUGUGAGAAGCAGUCGGACGACCAACACUCUGUGGAUGCUCAUCAGAAUAUGGAUAGCUCCCAAGGGUUGGUGAGGGGUGUGACAGACAAUGAGCUCUGGGACACUGAAUCAAUAGAUUUUACCUUAGAUUCUAGUUGUGCCUGGGUGGAUGAAUGCAGUGAUGAUGAUUUUGACCAAGAGAUUCGUGUUGGACAUGAAUUGAAGAGUCUUGAUUCUUCUCCCCAAAUUGCAGACCUAAAAUCAAAAUGUGAGUUGGCUGUAGAAUGUGAAGAUAGUUCGUUAGGAGAGUCCGGCAAAGCGGAGUGCAUUCCGGAAGUGACCACAGCUAAGAGAAAGUUGGACAGUGUAUCCUCUUCAGUAACAAGUGUAACUGAGCAUUUGUCAAGGUAUGGAGCAGUGCCGGGUGAUGAUUUGGAGAGAACUUGUGAUGCUCAUGCCAAAACGUCUUGUGAAUUGAGAGAUUUAAAUUUUGAAAACAAUGAAGCUUUCACUAAACUUGAACACCAAAGACUGUCUGAAUCAGAGAUCACUUAUGAUCAUAAUGUUUCUGAAGAUGGAAAAACAGAAUGCCAAAGCAUGGAUGCAUCCGAGGGUGAGGAUUUGGAGAGAACUUGUGAUGCUUUUGCCAAGACAGCUUUUGGAUUGAGAGAUUUAAAUGUUGAAAAAAAUGAAGCUUUCACUAACCUUGGACACCAAAGACUGUCUGAAUCAGAGAUCCCUAAUGAUCAUAAUGUUUCUGAAAAAGGGAAAACAGAGCGCCAAAUCAUUGAUGCAUCCGAGGGUAAUGAUAAUUCGCUUAAAACCAGAAGAAAAACAAGGAGGAAAAAGAAUGGAUACAUGAUUAUUCGUAAAUCUACACGUAAGUCUAAAACACCUUCAAAGUCGGUUGCACGUUGCAAGGAUUCAAAGACAAUGUGUGAAGAUGUAGAAUGGGACAAAGAAGAAAAUUCUUUGUCUACAUCAAAGCAAGCUUCACUCGAAAGUAGGACAAAAAUUGAUUGUGAUAGAGAUGAGGGAAGCAUCCAGCAUGAAAUGAAUUGUUUUGAAUGUGAAGAGGUAGGGAUAGGUCCAGUACAUCGAAAGGAAAGAAGGCCAGCUUUGAUGAAUGAAGAUGGCCACGGUGAAAAUUUGUAUGGAAAUGCUGUUCCUGAAAUAGACGAUAAAGAUUGUGAACCAGUUAGUAGUCAAAUAUAUAUCGGUGCUCCCAUAUUUCCUUUGUUGGAUGCUACAGGUAGAUGCAACGAAUCUAUUUAUCAGAAUGUGGAAGAUAUUUCAGAAGCAGGGGAAGGAGAUCAGUUGAAUGUUGACGAUACUCUCAGGGAGAGAAUAGACUUGGCAAUCCCUGUACUUAAAGGAAGUCAUGAGCGGGAGAAGUUGACGGCUAAAGAAGAUCAAUUCAAAGAAACCGACAUGAAUGAACCUUGUGUUGAAGCGAACUCUCCUUGUCAUGAUGUUCUUAAAAUGUCAAAGAGGCAGAGAAGAAGUCCAAGAUCCUCACAGAAACAGAAUGAAAUAAUACUGCUAAGCAAUGAGCAGGGUGAAAGUGACAAUUUGAGGGAAGAGAAGGCCUUGAUAAGAACACAGAGAGGAAGUAGGAGGGUGUGUAAACGACCCAGAAAGCAGAGGCAGUUUGAGACUGCUAAAGAUGUGAUUGAUAAACGGGACAAACCAUCCUCUAAUGCUUCAGUGGAAACCUCCCCAGAGACAGUCCCUGAGUUGGUGCCUGAAAAGAAAGAAGUGCCUGAAAGUAAUGAAAAUGUAGACGGACCAACACCUCCGGAGAAGAGACCUAUCUACAGAGCUCGGCGGCGUAGAGCCAACAGCAAAAAAUCUGCCAGUGAUAUGAUCAGAGACCUGACUGCCGCUUCUGAAUCUGCUUUGAAAAGAGUCUCUGAGUCCACCUCACCACCAUCUCCCAAGGAGAAUCAAGAAUCCGUCCAGGCUGAUCAGAUGGUUGGGUCUAAGAAGAGGAGGGGUAGGCCACCCAAGGCUAGACCGACUAGGAAGAGGAAGUUCCAGGAGUGCUCCCUAGAAUGUGAUGAUGAUCCUGUGAAGACAUCAGAUGAACCAAAUCAGAGCAGAGACUCAAACCCAGGGCAGAAUAUAGACAUGAUCAGACAGGAGUAUGCAUCCCAUGAUGAGGACAGUGGAGUCGAUGAUGAUGAACUCAUUAAUCCGGUACUUACACCAGACUCCAAAACCAAAGACCUUCCACCUGCCUUCAGCAUUAGUGAUGUAGUCUGGGCCCAGGAUCCAAAAGACAAGCUAAGAUGGCCUUCAGUUGUAAUUGAAGUAGCUGGAGAGAAUUUGUCGAGACGAGUCUACACUGUCUUCAAGACUCACCAAACGAAAGAACAGUACUUUCAAGCAAAAUCUUCCCGAUACCUGAAGCCUUAUAACUGUAGAGAAAAAGAAGAAUACCUAGAAAAGGGGAAAGGGGUAACUGAUUUCCACACAGCCGUCCAGAUAGCGAAUGACUUUAUCAUGAAAAUAGGUCUUGGAAAAGUGAAUUCCCAUGAAGACUUCUUCAAACCUAGUGAAGCAUACCCUGAUUCUCCGCCCCCAUCGCCUUGUGAUUUAUCCCCUUCAUCCCCCCUCCUCAGGGUCGGUCACAACAUCCAAGAAGAUUCCUUAAACUACUCAAGGACCAGCCAUUGUACCAUUGAUGAUAUCGACGAUGACAAGGAUGAGGAGGAGCAGAGCCUGAAAGAUAGAUUGAGCAUUGAUAGGAACAUCUUCCACAGAGACCCCAAAGAAAUGACUAAAUUGAAAAGGAAGUGGCAACGUAAAGAGAAACGUCUUCUAUCACUCAUGAGAAGUCAAGAAGCAAUGGAAUACUUGGUCAGUAUCCAACGUGGAAAAGUGGCAAGUCUGAGACACCAAUGGUUUUUAUCCAAUAAACCCAUUGAUAAAGGAAGACUGCUACGGGGGUCCUUUGGAGCACUCAUCAGUGAGGAGAAGCGACAUGAAAUUAUGAAGCACUUGAAGGAUGUACUUACCAUUGAGGAAUCUCUUAAGUCUAGUCAUCAGUACAUCAUGGAUGUUGCUCUUCCUGAGGCUCUUAAUUUUGCCUACCAGAAGGUUAAUAAGGUUGGAGAAGAAGAAGCCGAAGUACUCGUUCAUACGGAUGGUCUACAGGUUGCAAGAGAUCUGGACAUUGGGUGAUCAUAAUGUGUAUUUGUUUGUACUUAAGGACAUUUGCUCACCAUAGCAGUACCAAUUGGUCAAGGUGUGGUCGUAGCAAAUGCUGACCACUGAAAUAUAUUAGAGGAGAAUCUCACUUAGCAGCUUUGAAAGUUUCAAAAAGAUAUCUGUUUGUACUCUGAUUUUCUGAAAAAAUAUUAUGGCAUAUGAUGCAAGUAUUACAGCCUACACGUGUAUAAAGUAUUGAAGAUCAAAGUUACCUAUUUUGAUUUUUCAUAUUUACCGGUAAUGCAAAAUAUCAUUUGUGAAAAAAAGAGGUUGCAUCAGAUUGCAUAGUGAGCAGCAAGUUUAAGCCUUCUCUCAGAUAAAGCUUUCCCUUAAUUCAUGGGUAGAUGUGUAUCCAGGCAAAAAAUAUAUGAUUAUUGAUUUUCAGGGGCUAAUUUUCACAAACCAUCUGCAUAAAUUUGCAACAUCUAAUAAGCUUUAACAUUGUAAUGAAUAGGGAUUUUCCAGGGCUUUAAAAAAAAUUCAGUUGUAUAAAUUUGCAACAUUGAAUAAGCUUUAACAUUGUAAUAAAUAGGGAUUUUCUGGGGCAUUAGAAAAAAAAAUCAGGGCUCUUUUGAGCAUUUCAGAGUUGACAUCACCUCAAGCCCCUGUGUAAUUUUUCCCCCUGGAUUUAUCUCACAAGAGGUAUAUCCUUAAAGUUUAAGUCCACCCCAUGAAAAUGUUGAUUUGAAUCAAUAGAGAAAAAUGAAACAAGCAUAAUGCUGAAAA